AUGGCCAUCGACUUCCACGCUGGUGGCAUUGAGGAAGCCUGCAACCGUUUCCUCGCCCUCCCCCCGGAGGUCCACUUGCUGUGCCCCAAAGUUUCGGAAGACGACGAGGAAGACUACGAAGACCUCUCCGACCCCGGUGAAAUUGGGGUGGCGGAGAAGCUACAAAGGCUGCAAGAUUUCAGGGAUCGUGUCGGCGUCGUAUACCAGAGCUCUCUCAUCUUCGGAUUUGAGGAGGGCACUGCUGGUGACUUGCAGAAGACAUUCAGUUUGCGAGUCGGCAGUCUGCUGCAGAGCUGCUCACACUGUGCGCGAACAUGGCAUCGGAACCGCAGGCCGUUUCUGAAGACCCUCGCCGAGAUCCACGACGAUGCGACCGUCGUCGAGAUGAGUCAAAGGCUUGACCGCUUCGACGCUGACCGCAUAACGGCCGGCCUCGAAGGUGCCAGAAAAUUCAUCAACGACCACAACGGCGUUGUCGAGCAGAGGACGUUCAUUGAGGAGGACCGCUCCGACCUUCUAGUUGCCCUGUAUGAGGCCCUCUGCUGUAUGCCUUACCUGAAGCACCCAGAGAACCGGGUCCACUUCGACUAUGUUUUCGCGGCAGUACAACAGAAAAGGGCUUUGAAGCUCGCCGAGGUUUUGCCAACCAUGACCCGAUUCCUGUUCGAUGACGAUAAGGUCCGUCUUGCUUUUGCCAAGGUUUCAUGGCAGAAGAUGCCCAAGAUCUCGGUCGACGACUUUGAAUGGGCUGUCAAGGAAAGUCUCGAGGGGGUUCUGCAACGGGCCACUAUCCAUGAAUUGCCUGAAUCCCUGCUCAAAAGCUUAUGGGAAGGUGUUGCCAUGAUCUUGAACGCCCUCGAGCCCGAGAACGUCGACUCGGCUCUUGGCUCCUUGAACCCGCAGCCUAGCAUCUAUCAGCUAAUGCUCAACCACAUGAGCACCGAAUCAGACGCAAGUCUGGCUGCCGUGCUCAAGGUCUUCAACAUGACUCUGCAGAAGGGCCCGAAAGGCUUUUGGAGCUACUUUGCCAGCUAUUCACCGGCCUCUGUAGCUGAGGCCGUCUUGGCUAGCCGAGCCUACAAGCCAUUGCUGGCGCGAACGCGCGAGUAUUCAAUCUCUAUGCCUGAGGACAAAUACUUGAAGGGGCCCGUGGCUGUUGCAUGGGUGAAGCCGUUCAUUGAAUCCAUCAACACCACCCAAAAGAGUCACGCAUGCGACUCAAUCCUGCAUCACUUCCUCGACGAAAUUGCCGCAGAUACCUCUCUUCCCAUGGAGGGCCGGCUCGCUUGCUAUAGGGCAGCUGCCGAAUCACUGCUGACGACGAUGAAUACAUUCCUGGACUCAAGUUACAACCUCUCUGCCGAUCAGCCGGCCAUCUUCACGAAUCGCAUAUUGAACCUCGUAGUGAAGCAUAAAGAUGUCCUAAUCUUCAUGGCAAAAUUAGGCAGGCAUAACGCUACAAUGUCGCGAAUGGCAAUGUCAGUCAUCGGCGCUGCCUUGACGCUGGACUGUCGUCUUACAGCUGCUGAGUACAAGGCCUACGUCGAUCAGAAACCGGUCCAGCAGGAGAUAAUCAAGGACUCGCCCAGUCUCUGGGAUGCAUUUUUGGAACUGCUCAAGCCUGGUGAGACUGAGUUUGCCGAAACCAUGAUGCUGGCUAUAACCCCAUUGAUUGCUGUCGAAUCGUUACGCCCUACCAAGAAAGAACACCUGUCACAAGUUAAGGAGGACUUCAAUGCCAGACUUGGCAAGGUGGCCGAUUCUAUCAGCAAGAUGAUUGAGAGCCUCAAGAGCUUUGAUUCUUCGGAUCUAGAGCGGCUUCUAGACUCUCCUGUGAUGAAGGCUGUGGUGGCUGCCAUGAUACACGGCGAGCGCGCACUAAACAGAGCCGGACAGGGUUUCAUCGAGUUCAUAACCCUUGAAGCUGGGCGCAGCGAUGCCGUAUCAGCGCUGCUGAAGUCUCAUUUCUCCACACUGUUGACAUCCGUCACGGCAGUGCUUGACGAAGGCAAAGACUCUGGAUUGUGGUCACCACAGCAGCCUAUUCUUCGAUAUUCUAAAGACCUACUUGACGGUCUCUGCGACCCCUUUGAUGGCGUACUCCGAACAAGAGACCUUACCGAGGCGGAACGUUCUACGCUCAAGAAAUGGUGGGAAAUACAAUGGGCCAUUAUCGACACAGCCUUUGCGCAAUUGGACGGCUGGAGCAAGACCGUAGAUACGGGGACCAUGAAGGAAUUCUGCCGUGAUACCAUGGACCUCGCAGAUGCAUUUCUCGCUCAAGACGGCCUUAUCUCCUCGGCUCUAGGAUCCCUGUCGAUCAGUGAAAACCUAGAUGCGGCUGACGAUUCGAAAGACACCGCAAUGAAGGCCAUCCUCGAGCCCCCUCGCGACAAGUGCAAAGGCAUGACUCAGAUGCUACGUUUGAAAGACAGAUACUUGGUCCAGAAGACGGUAGCUGUCCUCGGAAAGCUCUUGAGACGACUGGUCGAGUUUGACGUUGAAGUGCCACCAGCUGUGCUCAAGUACAUCAAAGACACCUGCAUCAAGAAGCCAACAGGGAAGUAUGAGAUUGCUACGAAUUUGAAUGACCAAGAGCGUGCGGAGCUCCUGCGUGCCGUAGGCGAGGACGAAGAUGAAAUCCAAAUCGUCGAUAUCAAGAAAGCCGUGGCCCCCAAGAAGCAAUCCAGCUUGGAUGCGUGGUCCAAGUCGGGAGAUGGGUCAUCCCGAUCGCAGUCGCCGGCGGUCAAGACACCCAGAGAUGAUGUUCGCGACUUGGCCUCGACUCUAGACAAAAACCGCAGCAUCAUAGAUCAGAUGCGAGCCCGUCAGUCCGCAUCUACAAAAUCUACUGUGAAACCCACAUUGUCUAAGCCAGCCUCAAAACCAGCCCCCGCUCGACUUGAUGCCGCCAGCCUCGCCAAACUCAAGGCAGACCGUAUCAAGGAGCAGGAGGCCAAGAAGAAACGAGACGCUGAGGCGAUUGCCAGAGCAAAAGCACUUCGCGCCCCCAAGCCUUUGGUAUCAGGCGAAGGCUCUGGCUUACAGGGCCUUACUGGCGUGCUAGGGAAGGACCAUGCUCCUCGAGGCGAGAUGAUGGUAGAUUCCUCGUCAGAAGAUGAGGGUGAUUCGGAUGACGAUGCAGCCUUUCUGGAGCAAACACAAGCCGGCAAGAAGCGAAUAGAAGAUGCCUCCCGGCGUGUCAUGCAACUCAAGGCGCCCCGUGGUCCCGUUAAGAAGACCAAGAUUCAACGGUCUGCCAAUGACAUGCGGGCGAGACUGACACCCAAUAUGAACGUGCUUCAUCAGGCCAUCCUUGACUGGGACAUCUUCCACGAGGGCAAUGAUCCUCCCAACUUGGGCAAAUCUUCGAGAGUCUCCACAUCAUACGGUGAUCCGCGUCAGUAUAAAGAGACCUUCCUGCCUCUUCUCAUUUAUGAGGCUUGGAGAGGCUUCGUAACAGACAAAGACGAGACGACGUCUAAGCCGUUUGUUAUCAAGAUUGCGAACCGCAUGAAUGUUGAUAAAUUCAUCGAUGUCACAACCACGAUGCCAUUGAAGACCGAUUCGAGAGACGAGUUCCUCUCCGAAGGAGACAUUGUCCUUCUAUCCGUGUCACCCCAGCCUCUGCAGAGCCCUCAAGAGCUCCAUUGUCUUGGACGCGUGUCGCGAGCUCAAGUCAAGUUUGGCGCCCGAGAAGUCUCUUACCGCCUCAGUGGCAGAGCCGGGGCCAUCAUCCAGCUCCUCAACCCGAAGGCAGAGAUCUUUGCGGUGAAGAUCACUAACAUGAGAACAAUCGAGCGAGAAUUCGCUGCUCUCGAAAGUCUGCAAUAUUAUGAUCUGAUGCAAGAGGUCUUGGAGGCAAAACCCUCUCCCAUGCUCUCCUUUGGCGCAGAUGCAGUGAACAAGGUGAUGGCCAACUAUCGCCUGAAUGCCGGACAGGCAAAAGCGAUCCUGAACGCAAGGGAGAACGAUGCGUUCACGCUGAUCCAAGGCCCUCCUGGUACGGGUAAAACCAAGACGAUUGUGGCGAUGGUUGGCGCGCUCUUGACCGGCAAUCUGACGUCGACUACUGGUACGGUUAUUCAGAAGCCUGGGCCGGCCAGCAACGGCCAGCCUACGUCUAAAAAGCUUCUCGUCUGUGCGCCAAGUAACGCCGCUGUUGACGAGCUGGUUCUCCGUCUGAAAGAAGGAGUCAAGACGAUGACAGGGUCUUUCCACAAGAUCAAUGUUCUGCGUCUUGGCAGAUCUGAUGCCAUCAAUGCCGCUGUGAAAGAUGUGACGCUAGACGAGCUUGUCCGGCAGCGGAUCGAUGGAGACGCCGCCCAGAAUACUGGCCCGUCUGACCGACAGAAAAUGCAUGAGGAGGCAGGUCAAAUCAAACAAGAACUCUACGAACUGCGGCCGAUGCUCGACGCGGCAAAGAUUGCUGGCGAUAAGCAACGAGAAGACACAUUGGGACGACAGUUUGAAGAGCUCCGGCGGCGCCAAAAAGCCGUUGGUGCAAGAAUCGAUGCGGACAAGGAUAAGGGCAACAGUGUCCAGAGGGAGAGCGAGAUUCGUCGGCGUCAGGUACAGCAACAAAUUCUAGAUUCGGCACAUGUCCUUUGCUCUACACUAAGCGGAGCCGGUCAUGAAAUGCUGAAGGGACUCAGCGUGGAGUUUGAGACCGUCAUUAUCGACGAAGCUGCUCAGUGUGUUGAGCUAAGUGCCCUGAUCCCGCUGAAAUACGGAUGCUCUAAAUGUAUCCUGGUUGGUGAUCCCAAGCAGCUGCCUCCCACGGUGCUCUCGCAAUCCGCGCAACGCUACGGGUACGAUCAAAGUUUGUUCGUUCGCAUGCAGCAAAAUUCACCGAAAGACAUUCAUCUGUUGGACGAGCAAUACCGUAUGCAUCCUGAGAUCAGCCGAUUCCCUAGUCAAGAAUUCUACGAAGGGAAGCUCGCUGAUGGUGCGGAUAUGGCAAAACUGCGCCAUCAACCCUGGCAUCAAACUGGCCUCCUGGGUCCAUAUCGGUUCUUCGAUGUCAAGGGAAGCCAGGAGAGGGGCCGGAAGGGCCAGUCACUCAUCAAUUACGAGGAGUUGAAGGUUGCGCUCCAGCUGUACCAGAGAUUCAAGUUUGACAACCCUAGACUUGACCUCAAGGGCAAGAUCGGUAUAAUCACGCCUUACAAAGCGCAAUUGUAUCAGCUUCGGGAGCAGUUUGCAGCCAAAUUCGGCCCCAGCAUCUCGGAAGAGAUUGAGUUCAACACAACAGACGCUUUUCAAGGCCGGGAGUGCGAAAUUAUCAUCUUCUCUUGCGUCCGUGCUAGCCCCACAGGUGGUAUUGGUUUCAUGACCGAUAUCAGACGUAUGAACGUCGGUUUGACUCGUGCCAAGUCCUCGCUUUGGAUUCUGGGCGAUUCUCGUGCCCUUGUCCAGGGUGAGUUCUGGAACAAGCUCAUCGAGGACGCCAAAGCUAGAGCCCUGUAUACUACUGGCAAUAUCUUGGCUCAACUCACUCAGCCUGGCGCCAAACUUCCGCCGCCGGACUUCAGCAACAUGAGUUCUCCUCGAACACCUGCCUCGGAGCCUGACUUGAUGGAAGUAGACGAGGUGGAUAUGAGGGACGCGCCUGCAAAGCCUACUUCGUUCUCCAAGAAAGCUACACAGUUGCCGGAAACGUACACCAUCAUAGAGCGGCCAGGACCUCCAGCAGGAGCCAUGCCCUCAGCUUACGCUGGUAUCAACGAGCGUGGAGAACCAGUCACAGGUCCGACAACGUCGCCAGACCGUCCGAUCAUCCACUCCAGCGGUUCAAAGAGGCCCCGUGACGAUUCGGGCGAUGGCGGGCAACCCGCUAAGAGAAAAUCGAGUGGGUUCUUGCCAGGCAAAACUGCGCCUAGCAGACCGAAGGCGAUGCCCAGACCGACGGAUCCUUCGGCGAUGUCUGUCCUGGGUAUUCCGGGCCAAUCCAACGGCAGCAAGCCACCUCCUUCACACCCAGCGAAUGCUCCAAAGGGUCCCCGGGCGAGCAGGCCUAAUCCGAUGAUCCCACCGAAGAAGAAACCGGCAAAUCCCUUCAUCACCAAGAAGCCGAACCCGCCUCGCUGA
Neoarthrinium moseri is the source of this 6090-nucleotide messenger RNA. RefSeq lists its product as uncharacterized. Gene Ontology annotation, cellular component: nuclear body. Gene Ontology annotation, molecular function: transcription termination site sequence-specific DNA binding; helicase activity. The transcript is spliced from 5 exons. Lineage: Eukaryota; Fungi; Ascomycota; Sordariomycetes; Amphisphaeriales; Apiosporaceae. Gene Ontology annotation, biological process: termination of RNA polymerase II transcription. The record is from RefSeq and is a predicted model, not a curated record. The coding region runs from base 1 to 6090 and encodes 2029 amino acids.